This is a messenger RNA of Aspergillus puulaauensis, 1068 nucleotides long. Its product is annotated as type I glyceraldehyde-3-phosphate dehydrogenase. Gene Ontology annotation, biological process: glucose metabolic process. The coding region runs from base 1 to 1068 and encodes 355 amino acids. The transcript has 4 exons. Lineage: Eukaryota; Fungi; Ascomycota; Eurotiomycetes; Eurotiales; Aspergillaceae. The record is from RefSeq and is a predicted model, not a curated record. Gene Ontology annotation, molecular function: oxidoreductase activity, acting on the aldehyde or oxo group of donors, NAD or NADP as acceptor; NADP binding; NAD binding.
AUGGCUCCCUCUAUUAACGACUUCCCCGUGGGCGACUCCACACCCUCGUCCUGCAGGGUCGGCAUCAACGGGUUCGGACGCAUAGGCCGCAAUGUCCUGCGCGUCGCUGUCAGCCGGAAAGACAUCCAGAUUGUGGCCAUCAACCACACCUGCACUUCCGUCCAAGACCUCCUCUACCUGAUCCGCUACGACUCAUCCAUGGGCAAGCUGCCAGACUCGGUCACCAUGCACGCCCUCUCAGACACCGAGAUUGUAGUCGACGGGCGGCACAUCGCACUCACCUCUGAGCGCGACCUGAAGAAGCUCGAUUGGAGCGCACUGGGCGUUGAUUACGUGGUUGAGUGCACAGGCAAGUUCACAAAGCGCGAGCAGGCCCUCGACCACGUCACGUAUGGGGGUGCCAAGCGGGUGGUUAUAUCAGCGCCCAGCUCAGAUUCACCGACGUUUGUGUACGGGGUCAACUCGGAUGAGUACCGCGCGGAUGAAUCCCGGCGGGUGGUGUCGUGCGCCAGUUGUACCACCAACUGUGUGACGCCAGUAUUGAAGGUGCUGCAUAGGGAGUUUGGCAUUACGCAGGGGUUCCUGACGACUGUGCACGCGGCCACGCGGUCGCAGCAGGUUCUGGACGGGUAUAGUAAGAAGAACAGACGGCUCGGACGCAGCGUAUUCAACAACAUCAUCCCCACCACGACAGGGGCAGCCAAGGCGAUUUCGACAGUGCUGCCCGAAUUGACGGGCAAGGUAACAGGGGUGUCGAUUCGUGUUCCCACCCCGAAUGUGUCCAUGAUCGACCUGACCGUCAGUACCGCGACGCCCACAUCGCUUCCCGAAAUUCUGGGGGCCUUUCGGCGCGCGGCCAAGAACGAGCUUGCCGGGGUCUUGAGUGUAACAGACGAGGAGCUUGUGAGCAGCGACUACUCGGGGAAUUCACACAGUGCGAUUGUGGAUGCGGCAUCGUGUAGCGAGCUGAAUCCGCAGUUCUUCAAAAUCAUGGCUUGGUAUGACAACGAGUGGGGGUACUCCAGCCGACUGUUGGACCUGACAGCGCAUGUAGCAGCGGUGAAUUAA